Rosa chinensis is the source of this 627-nucleotide messenger RNA. RefSeq lists its product as uncharacterized. The transcript is spliced from 2 exons. Bases 90 to 458 code for a protein of 122 amino acids. The record is from RefSeq and is a predicted model, not a curated record. Lineage: Eukaryota; Viridiplantae; Streptophyta; Magnoliopsida; Rosales; Rosaceae. Gene Ontology annotation, molecular function: RNA-DNA hybrid ribonuclease activity; nucleic acid binding.
GAGGUAUUGGGGUAGUGGUCAGAGAUGACUUGGGCACGGGUAUUGCCGCUAUUGCUAGGCCUUUUUUGCAUGCUCACUCAGCGAUUAAUAUGGAAGCUGAGGCGUGCAGAGCGGGUCUUCUGUUUGGUAUUCACCAAGGUUGGUCGGAUGUAGUUAUUGAGAGCGACUCUGCCCUUCUGAUUGCUGCACUCAAGAGUGAAGAGGAUAAUUUCUCGGAGCUACGUUGGGUUGCCUAUCACUCGAGCCUCUGUAGCGUGAUGCUACGCCCAUGUGGUCGCGCGUGUCAUAGAACCUUCAUCUCAGUCAACCAUCCGGUUCUUCCCACACCUCCCCGCCUCAACCUGCAAACGAACAAUCUUCUCGGCGAAGUAGGGGCCCUGGCCACGCGCGGCCAACUCAACGAAGCGCUCUCUGAUAGAGCCUGCUGCAUUUACACUUGCGGUCUAUCAUCACCUUAGCCCAUUUACUAGUAGAGUCCAGCCCAGCUGCUGAGAGUAGUUAGAUAUUUUAGCUCCCAUGUGGUCCUAAUCUGCCAGCUAUCUCUUUUGUCUGUUAGUUAUAAUAAUUCGGAUAUGUAUGGGAACCAAGCCAUUGUGGCAGUUAUGAAUGAAAUGAAUAUGUUUUGAA